Molecule: messenger RNA, 1555 nt
Organism: Gossypium raimondii (Peruvian cotton)
Lineage: Eukaryota; Viridiplantae; Streptophyta; Magnoliopsida; Malvales; Malvaceae
Product: calreticulin
Exons: 14
Coding region: 76-1341 (421 amino acids)
Biological process (GO): protein folding
Cellular component (GO): endoplasmic reticulum; endoplasmic reticulum membrane
Molecular function (GO): calcium ion binding
Source: RefSeq, a predicted model, not a curated record
UCAACGAACAUGUAGAGGAACCCAGAAUCGGCCUCGCCCUCGGUCCGCAGCUCUACUUAUUCUUUUUUCUCUGUGAUGAGUACAACCAUGGCGAGUCACAAACGGUUCCCUAAUUUCGUCUCUCUUAUUCUCCUCUCUCUCGUCGCCAUCGCCUCUGCUGAAGUUUUCUUCGAAGAACGCUUCGAAGAUGGAUGGGAAAGUCGUUGGGUAAAAUCUGACUGGAAGAAAGAUGAGAACAUGGCUGGGGAAUGGAAUUACACUUCUGGAAAAUGGAAUGGAGAUCCGAAUGACAAAGGUAUUCAAACUAGUGAAGACUACAGGUUUUAUGCUAUUUCAGCUGAGUUCCCAGAAGUUAACAACAAGGGCAAGACUCUAGUCUUCCAAUUUUCUGUGAAGCACGAGCAGAAGCUUGACUGUGGUGGUGGCUACAUGAAGUUGCUCAGUGGUGAUGUUGACCAGAAGAAAUUUGGCGGUGACACCCCGUACAGCAUCAUGUUUGGACCUGAUAUCUGUGGCUACAGCACCAAGAAAGUACAUGCCAUUCUUACGUACAAUGGGACAAAUCACUUGAUCAAAAAGGAAGUUCCUUGUGAGACUGAUCAACUCACUCAUGUUUAUACAUUCAUUCUCCGUCCAGAUGCUACCUACAGCAUCCUUAUCGAUAAUGUUGAGAAACAAACUGGUAGCUUAUACACUGAUUGGGAUAUUCUCCCACCAAAGAAGAUCAAGGAUCCUGAGGCCAAGAAGCCUGAAGAUUGGGAUGACAAGGAAUACAUCCCUGACCCUGAAGACAAAAAGCCAGAGGGUUAUGAUGACAUUCCAAAAGAGAUUCCUGAUCCUGAUGCUAAGAAGCCUGAAGAUUGGGAUGAUGAAGAAGAUGGUGAAUGGACACCCUCAACAAUUCCCAACCCCGAGUACAAGGGCCCUUGGAAGCCAAAGAAAAUCAAGAACCCCAACUACAAGGGCAAGUGGAAGGCACCAAUAAUUGACAACCCAGAUUUCAAGGAUGAUCCAGAUCUCUAUGUUUUCCCCAACUUGAAGUAUGUCGGUAUUGAAUUGUGGCAGGUGAAAUCUGGAACAAUGUUUGAUAACAUCUUAGUUGCCGAUGAUGUAGAGUAUGCCAAGAAACUAGCUGAAGAAACAUGGGGCAAGCAGAAGGAUGCUGAAAAGGCAGCAUUUGAGGAGGCAGAGAAAAAGAGAGAGGAGGAGGAGUCAAAGGAUGCCCCAGUUGAUUCCGAUGCUGAGGACGAAGAUGGUGCUGAUGAUACUGAAGGGCACGAGUCUGAUUCCGAUACCAAAUCAGACGAUGAGGACAAGGAAGAUGCACAUGAUGAGCUCUAAGCACUGCAAUAUUUCGCUGACAAUUCGGUUUGGAGAUAAAAAGGCCAAAAUCUUCCUUACCCUUAAUAAAAAAAGUUUCUAGUCUUAGGAGUUUCCUGUUGGAAUUGAAUGCUACAGGCAAAAGAACUUUCACUGAUGCUUUCUUAGUACGAGUUUAACUGUCUGAACAAAGGCACACUCUUUUCCUUUUUUUAUGAUCACUAGAUUUUUUUUA